ACUCACCGUCCUCUUACUUAAGUCAUUACUUAACUCCCGCCUAUUUAACUGGUCAGCUCAGCUAGCUAGAGCCCAGGACUCCGGUUAGCAGCCGUUCGGUUCAAGCAGCAACCUCCAUUAAACUCUCCAAGCCAACCCGACUCGAGUUGUCCCCCAUUACAAACCAUGACUAGCUACCAUAAACCCGACGAGAAGACUCUGCAGGGUCUGAAAGACAUCGCUAACAAGCUAAGGAUCAACUCCAUCAAGUCUACAUGCGCUUCUAACUCCGGCCACCCCACAUCAUGCUGCAGUGCGUCUGAGCUCAUGUCUGUGCUCUUCUUCCACACCAUGCGCUAUAAGGCAGAUGAUCCUCGUAAUCAGUGUAAUGACCGCUUUGUCCUCUCAAAGGGUCACGCAGCACCAAUCCUGUAUGCUGCCUGGGCAGAGGCAGGUUUUGUGAAAGAAUCUGAUCUUCUGAACUUGCGCAAGAUUGACUGUGACCUCGAGGGGCAUCCCACACCAAAAUUGGAGUUUGUUGACGUGGCUACAGGAUCUCUUGGACAGGGUCUUGGAGCUGCCUGUGGGAUGGCCUAUACUGGCAAAUACUUUGACAAAUCUAGUUACCGUGUAUACUGCAUGCUGGGUGAUGGAGAGUGUUCAGAGGGGUCUGUCUGGGAGGCCAUGGCUUUUGGCUCCUACUACAAGCUGGACAACCUGGUGGCAAUCCUGGAUAUCAACCGACUGGGUCAGAGUGAGGCUGCACCCCUGCAGCAUGACAUGGAGACCUACCGCAAGCGCUGUGAAGCCUUUGGGUGGAACACGUAUGUUGUGGACGGACAUGAUGUGGAGGAGCUUUGCAAAGCUUUCUGGCAGGCUCAGCAGGUCAAGGAUAAACCCACCUGUAUCGUUGCCAAAACAUUUAAGGGAAGGGGGCUCAAAAACAUUGAAGAUCAUGAUAACUGGCACGGAAAGCCCAUUCCUAAGGACAAGUUGGAUGAUAUCCUGAAGGACUUGCAGUCACAGAUUCAAGUCCCCAAUAAGACCCUGUGCCCUGAGCUGCCCAGUGAUGACACGCCACCAGCUGAUCUGAGCCUCAUCUCCCUGCCUUCACCGCCAGCUUACAAGAAAGGAGAUAAGAUGGCAACAAGGCGAGCAUAUGGGAUAGCACUGGCCAAGCUGGGCCAGGCAAGCAAGAGAGUGGUCGCUCUUGAUGGAGACACUAAAAACUCUACUUUCUCUGAACUCUUCAAGAAGGCCUUCCCUGAACGCUACAUUGAAUGUUUCAUCGCUGAGCAGAAUAUGGUGGGCGUGGCCAUCGGCUGUGCCGCCCGUGACCGCAUGGUUGCAUUUGCCAGCACAUUCGCUGCAUUCCUCUCCAGAGCCUAUGAUCAGAUUCGUAUGGGAGCCAUCUCUCAGACGAACGUCAACCUCGUAGGAUCUCACUGUGGCGUCUCCAUUGGUGAGGACGGUCCAUCCCAGAUGGCCCUGGAGGACUUGGCCAUGUUCCGAGCCAUUCCAACAUGUACAGUGUUUUAUCCUAGUGAUGCUGUGUCGACAGAGAGGGCUGUUGAACUGUCUGCUAACACGAAGGGAAUCUGUUUCAUUCGUACCAGUCGACCAGAUACUGCAGUGAUCUACUCUCCUGACGAGAAGUUUGAAUUGGGCGUUGCUAAGGUGGUGCGUGAGUCUGACAGUGAUGUGGCGACUGUGAUUGGAGCUGGUGUUACUCUACAUGAAGCCUUGACGGCCUAUGAUAUUCUCAAAAGCGAAGGAAAGAACAUCUGUGUAAUUGAUCCGUUCACCAUCAAGCCUCUGGAUGCCUCCACCAUUUUGAGCCACGCCAGAGCCACAGGGGGGCAUAUCAUCACAGUGGAGGACCACUACAAAGAGGGUGGUCUUGGUGAAGCGGUGCUCUCUGCAGUGGGAAGCGAGCCUGGAAUCGUUGUGACCCGGCUGGCAGUUUCUGGUGUUCCCCGCAGCGGGAAGCCCCAGGAGCUCCUGGACCUCUUCGGCAUCAGUGCCAAGCACAUCGUCACUGCCGUUCGCCAGACCUUCGCAAACUAAAGCGCUUUUAAAUUUUUGCACUUCCGUCACAAUCGACUGGUCCUAAUGUUAAGACCUGUUAGGCUCUCUGCUGCCACCUUGUGGCUUUGAAUCUGCAGUUCACCAGCCCUGCAUUGCUGUUUGUGUUGGAGUGCAGUGUGGUCAGCGCCCGACGCACAUUCUGGUCCACAUUUCCCAGUCCUUCCUGCCCAGCUAGAUGCACUAAACAAACACUUUGAAUACUGUAACAGGUUUUGUCAGUAGAUCAGAACUUCUCACACUCAAAGCAUCAUUCCUCAGAUUAACGAUUCCUCUCCCCUGUCUGUUCAUUCAUUGUAUUAGAUUGCAUCCAUUGCUUUGUCGUGGCAGCCUUAAAUGUUGAAGCUUUGACAGAGGUGUUCCAUUUUCACCAGAGUGAACUUAAAACAUGCCGAUAUGAGUUUUACUGCUGUUUAAAAUAACCAGAGUCCUCCUGUCGUUGCUGUGAUGUGCUGAAUACAAACAUUAGCUACUACUGUUGCUUGUCGUUUCACAUUGCGGUUAUCAAAUCUGUCAAACGUUCUAAUAAAACUAUUGAAAACUGUAA
Molecule: messenger RNA, 2611 nt
Organism: Nematolebias whitei (Rio pearlfish)
Lineage: Eukaryota; Metazoa; Chordata; Actinopteri; Cyprinodontiformes; Rivulidae
Gene: tktb
Product: transketolase b
Exons: 14
Coding region: 166-2046 (626 amino acids)
Molecular function (GO): thiamine pyrophosphate binding; transketolase activity
Source: RefSeq, a predicted model, not a curated record